AUGGAAGCGGCAAUCAUUGGUGCUGGUGUCAUCGGCCUCUUAUCAGCUCUGACUUUGACCGACGCUGGCUACAGAGUGACCAUCAUUGCUCGCGACUUGCCAGGCGACGAAUCCCAAGACUGGGCAAGCCCUUGGGCUGGAGCGGCAAUCUUUCCGCAUCCAGAUGCCAAAGGUCAUUCACUUCAAGUCGAAAGCUUCAAAUAUUUCUGGGCUCUCGCACAUAGAGAUCCUACGAGUGGGGUCCAGGUGGUCAAAGCAACCGAAUACUAUGAUGAUCGAGAAGACGACUCCACGAUUUGGUACAAGUCCCUCGUACCACAAUAUCGCCGGAUUCCCACUAAAGACCUCCCCGAUGGUGUUAAACUGGGGUUUACUUUCAAGACCAUGACGGUCAAUCCCGCAAUCUUUCUUCCGUGGAUCAAAAAAAAGUUGGAAGUCCGAGGUGUCCGUUUCCUUCGAAAAGAAGUCAAAGACAUCGAAGAAGCCAAGCUUAUAACUGGGUGCGGAGUGGUUGUUCAUGCACCUGGGCUAGGCGCUUCGGAAUUGGCCAAUGACAAGGACGUGGUAGCUGUUCGCGGGCAAACUAUGUUCGUGGAAACCGAUUUCGACGAACUGAUUAUGCUCCAAGGAUCGCAGUACACCUACAUAAUUCCGCGGAUGUAUACUGGCGGUGCGAUCAUUGGGGGAGUGAGCCAGGAAGGCAAUCUAGAUCGUGGGGUAGACGAGACUUUGCGGUCUAACAUCCUUGGGCGGGUGAAAAGUAUUUCUAAAAGACGUCUUGACUCUGUGGACUUGGAAAAGUGUUCCACCAGGAACAUCGUCGCGUUCCGUCCUGGGAGAAAAGGAGGCUAUCGUCUCGAAAGCGAGGGAAACGUAGUCCACGCAUAUGGGUUUGGGAGCCUGGGAUAUAUCUACGGAUAUGGAGCAGCCUUGAAGGUUCGAGAGUUAAUAGAGGCCGGGGGCGAAGGCCAGGAUAUUCCAAGAAGUCGACUAUAA
Messenger RNA from Penicillium egyptiacum, 996 nucleotides. The record is from the annotation of a GenBank genome assembly. NCBI's taxonomy places the organism in Eukaryota, Fungi, Ascomycota, Eurotiomycetes, Eurotiales, Aspergillaceae.